This is a messenger RNA of Linum tenue, 1872 nucleotides long. Lineage: Eukaryota; Viridiplantae; Streptophyta; Magnoliopsida; Malpighiales; Linaceae. The record is from the annotation of a GenBank genome assembly.
CUGUGCAAGUAUUGUUUUCGUGCAAUGAAUAGAAUUGAUGUCACAGAGGACUAGCAUUGGGUGAAAUCCCGAGUACAGAAGUAAUGGUAGAGCAGGGACGAAGCUACAAGGUGAUUGUUAGUCGAUUAUAGCAUGCUUUUGGCCGAUAGUUCGUAUUUGUUUACCAUUUUUCACUGAAACCCAAGUGUCGUCUCAUCUCAAAUAUUACAUUACUCAGCGCGCAAGCUCAUCAUCAUCAUCAUCAUCAUCUUGUGUUGGCGACUUGCCACUCGAUUGACUUACAGCUCCUGGUCUGCAAUCCGAAACUCCCAUCAAUCAAUGCCUGUCCCGUUCAGAUUUCUUUUUAUAUGUACAAUGAGAGUUGGGAUGGGAGAUUGUAUUGAAUGAAUAAAUAAUGAUAAAAGGAAGUGGACAGCUGCGCUAUACUGAUGGAAGGAAAUUGUUGGGUAAGUAAAGAAAAGAAAGAGACGAAAGGAAAGGAAAACAAGUUUUGGAGAAUUUCAGGGGAAGGACUCCCCAGCCUGCGAAAUCUCAGGGGAAGGACUCUCCGGCCACAUAUAAAUACCAUCUCUCCUUUCCUUCAUUAUUCUUGUGCCUUCUCCUCCUCCUUCUUCUCACUAAAUUCUCUGUCUCUCUUCCCUUUCACCGGCAGAGUCGAUCGUUUUCCCGUCGCCAUGACCAUCCUCAUCCAUCAGCCUGACGUUGUGGCGGAAGUGGAGGAGAAGAACGGUGCAGAGGAGGAGGAGUUGGUGCUAGAUGGCGGAUUUGUGGUGCCAAACAUCAACUCUUUCGGCCAGACAUUUAGAGAUUACGAAGCCGAAGGGGACAGACAACCAGGAGUGGAGAAUUUCUACAGGACCAAUCACAUCAACCAAACCUACGACUUCGUCAAGAGGAUGAGACAAGAGUAUGGCCAAUUGAACAGGGUCGAAAUGAGCAUAUGGGAGUGCUGCGAGCUUCUAAACGAUGUCGUCGACGAGAGCGAUCCUGACCUGGACGAGCCACAGAUCGAGCAUCUCCUCCAGACUGCCGAAGCCAUCAGGAAAGACUAUCCCGACGAGGACUGGCUCCACUUGACCGGCCUCAUUCACGAUCUUGGGAAGGUUCUGCUGCUGCCUAGCUUCGGUGAGCUACCACAGUGGGCUGUGGUGGGAGAUACAUACCCUGUUGGAUGCGCCUUCGACGAAUCCAUUGUUCAUCACAAGUAUUUUAAGGAGAAUCCUGAUUACUAUAAUCCUGAUUACAACACCAAGUACGGAGCUUACUCCCCAGGAUGUGGACUCGACAGUGUCAUGAUGUCGUGGGGACACGACGAUUACAUGUACCUUGUUGCUAAGGAGAACAAGACAACCCUACCAUCAGCUGCUCUGUUCAUCAUCAGAUACCAUUCAUUCUAUGCAUUACAUAGAUCAGAAGCAUACAAGCACCUAAUGAAUGAACAGGAUGUUGAAGACCUCAAGUGGCUCCAAGUCUUCAACAAGUAUGAUCUUUACAGCAAGAGCAAAGUCCGAAUCGAUGUCGAGAAGGUCAAGCCAUACUAUCUAUCUCUCAUUGAGAAGUACUUCCCUGCAAAGCUAAAAUGGUGAACCCUACAAAACGUCGGGUUCACGGUGCGCAUCAUGCCAACAGGGAAGAGCAUUUGAGGAUCGACGGAUGCGAAUGCAGAGGAAGUUAUGUCACAAGAAGUAGCAGAACUACUAUAAUGUUGCCCUUUGUUUCAAAUAAGUAGUAGCAGUACUAUUAUAUGUCUGUGUUUUCAUGGCCUCUUUGUAAAUAAUGAGAGAAAAUAUGAGAUAAUGGUGUAGUGUACCCUAAGUUUGGCCUUUAGCCAAUAAAAAAUAAGAACAUUUUGUCAACUGCUCUUGAUUGGGA